This is a messenger RNA of Melospiza georgiana, 1169 nucleotides long. RefSeq names its product CD48 antigen-like. The transcript is spliced from 5 exons. Gene Ontology annotation, cellular component: external side of plasma membrane. Bases 1 to 825 code for a protein of 274 amino acids. Gene Ontology annotation, molecular function: MHC class I protein binding. Gene Ontology annotation, biological process: natural killer cell activation involved in immune response. The record is from RefSeq and is a predicted model, not a curated record. Lineage: Eukaryota; Metazoa; Chordata; Aves; Passeriformes; Passerellidae.
AUGUCCCCGCGCGGGGGUCGCCGCUGUCCCCCCGCGCUCCUGGCGCUGCUGCUGGGCCUGGCCGGGAGCCGAGGAUCCCCGGAAUGCCAAAAUCCGGCUGUGUCCCGCCCCGUGACCGCGGGAGCGUCGCUGUGCCUGGUGCCGGAGAAACCCCCGUGGGAGUGGACAGAGAUGCACUGGAAAUGGUACAUUAACUCAGGAGAGCAGCAGUGGAUCCUGACAGCCCGCAGGGAUCGAAGUGUCUCCUAUCCCAGAAGUCCUUUCCACGGGAGAGUGAAAUUCCACCCAGGAAACCUCUCCCUGUGCAUCUCCCCGGUUCUCAGGGAUGAUAACGGGGUCUAUUGGGCCGAGUUUGAGAAUUCGCGAGUGAUUCCAUCCCGGUGCAUCCGAGUGUCCGUGUGGGACCCCGUCCCGCGGCCGGAGCUGAAAUCCCAAAUCCUGCAGCGGGAUCGGGGCCGGUGCCACCUGUCCCUGCUCUGCUCCAGCCCCGGGAACGUCUCCUACAGCUGGGCCUGUGCCGGGGAUGGCCCGGAGCCGGUCCCGGAGCCGGUCCCGGGGCAGAUCCCGGGGCAGAUCCCGGGGCAGAUCCCGGACAACUCCUCCCGGCUGCUCCGGAGCCUCCCCGAGGGCGCGGAUCCCCAAAUCUGCCUCUGCAACGUCAGCAACCCCGCGGGGUGGAGCGCGGCCCGCGCCGCCCUCACCUGCCCAGUAAUUCCAGGGAAUUUCAGCCUCUGGAGACCGGUGGUCGUGGCCGUGGCCGAGGGGCUGAUCCUGCUCUUCGUGGGCUUCUCCUGCUGGUGGAGGGAGAAUUCCCGGGAAGGAUAACAGAGGUUACAGGUGCUUCGCAAAUCCCACCAGCCACCAGCGUCGCCAAAAUUCCAGAAUCCCCAUUCCUAUGGAAUUCUUCUCCUGGAAACUCCAGCACCCACUGGGAUCCAUGGAAUAGAAAUAUCCAGAAAUUCGGGGUUUUCCCCCAAGAUUCAACCCCCAGCUGCACCUCGGAGCGAAGAUUUGGGGUUGGAAAACUCCGGAAAGUAUGGAUUUGGGAUUGGGCAGGGGUGGGAAUUCUGUGGGGAUUUUAGGGUUUGGAAAUCUGAGAAUCCUUUUUUUAAAAUUUUUUUAUUGAUGCAAAUACAGCUGAGCUGCAAAAUAAACUUGUUUAAUUAAUU